This is a messenger RNA of Engraulis encrasicolus (European anchovy), 10540 nucleotides long. RefSeq names its product AT-rich interaction domain 1Aa (gene arid1aa). NCBI's taxonomy places the organism in Eukaryota, Metazoa, Chordata, Actinopteri, Clupeiformes, Engraulidae. Gene Ontology annotation, molecular function: DNA binding; nucleosome binding. The transcript is spliced from 21 exons. Bases 317 to 8359 code for a protein of 2680 amino acids. The record is from RefSeq and is a predicted model, not a curated record. Gene Ontology annotation, biological process: positive regulation of DNA-templated transcription; regulation of transcription by RNA polymerase II; chromatin remodeling. Gene Ontology annotation, cellular component: nBAF complex; brahma complex; nucleoplasm.
CCGUGUUUUGCCUGUGUUAGUGUACCUCAGUAAAAUGGCUGUAUCUCGCUGAGCCUCGUGCUGAUCUGAUCCAUUCCUCGGCUGUAGUCUAGUUCUGUAAUAGAACCCCCCACAAAUUUGUCGGUAAAUUCAUUUCUGGGAUUGGAAAUUACGUGACCAAGCGCCCUCAACACGGAACCCGACCGGAUGCCGGAUUCAGUCCGGUAGAAGGGGCAGGAAUGAGUCAGGACACGGAGAAAUUGUGGUAAACUAUUGUAUUUACAUUCAAUGUUUAGCGUUUGAUUGUGACUGACUCGCCGAGAGGGAGAGGGGUAUCAUGGCCGCUCAGGUCGCCAGCGCUACCACUCUCAACACCAGCCCGCCUUCAGAACUCAAAAAACCGGAUCGAGACCCAAAGGAGGAUUCGGUACCGGGAGACAAACAGCAUGAAAGUAAGGAAGCGGGAUUAGAGAGUGGAUCUCCGAGCCGGGGGGAACUGCAGGACGGGGCCGAUGUGGGAAAUGCAGGGGGAGGAGGAGAGUCGGAGAUGAAGAACGGUAACGGGAAUCCGUCUCGGGUAAAUAAUAAUCAGAAUGAUUCCGCGGGGCCCGACGGGAAUAAUCAUCCCGGGAUGGUACACCAUCAUGCAUCCGCUUUUCCACCACCUUCAUAUGGUUACAGUCCGCACUACGGUCGGGCCCCUUUUCAUCAACAUGGCGGACAACAAAGCCCUGGCAUGGCAGCUGCAGCGGGGCCAGGCGCGCUGUCGAGCAACAUGAUGGACCCAUAUCAGCCCAAUUCUCAUGAUCACAGCUUUCCCAAUCACCAGUUCAACAACUACAGCCCAUUCCCUAACAGAACCCCCUACCCCGGCCAAGGAUACGCAAUGAACUCCCCGCGAAACGCUCAAGCUCAGGCGGCAGGGGGGCAGGCAGCCAAGCAACAGACAGCGGGAGGAUCUGCUAUGGCUGCAUCAUACAAUAACCCGAGAUAUAAUAUGGGAAAUCCGCAGCCUACUGCCACACCAACUCUCAACCAACUUCUAACAUCCUCAAGCUCAACGAGGGGCUACCCAAACUAUCCACCAAGUGAUUAUAACAACCAGGAAGGGGGUAACAAGGGACCAACAGACUUGGGCAGUAGCGGCCAGUAUGGUGGGGGCCAUCCGGGUUGGCAACAAAGGACACAUCACCCGCCACCCAUGAGCCCGGGAAGUACAGGGCAACCACUGGGUAGAAACCAGCCUCCAGGCUCCAUGGAUCAGUUGAAGAUGCGAGGGCAGCCGUACGGCCCCGCGGGCCCCUACUCCCAGCAGCCCCACCAGGGCCCUCCUGGUCCCCAACAGGGUGGGCCCUACCCUGGGCAGGGCUACGGACCCCCAGGGCCCCAGCGCUACCCCAUGGGCCUGCAGGGACGCAUGCAGUACGGACAGCAGAUGGCCGGUUACGGCCAGCAGGGACCAGGUGGCUACGGAGGCCAGGGCCAGCAGCCCUACUACGCCCAGCAGGGCCAGCACCCGCACCCGGGCCCACAGCCCUCCCCUUACGGCCAGCCCCCCGGCUCCCAGCCCGGGGCCCAGACCCCCUACGGCCAGCCGCCCCACCCCGGCCAGCCGCCCUCCGCUCAUGGCCCCGGGGGCCCCGGCUACCCUGGGCAGCCUCACAUGCCGCCCCACGCCCAGGGCCCCAUGGGCGGGCCCUCGCAGGGUCCGCCCCAAUCCCAGGGCCCGCCGUACUCUCAAGGCCAGCACCCGCAGCAGCCGGGGCCCCAGCAUCCCCAGCAAGGGCCCCAGCAUCCCCAGCAAGGGCCCCAGCACCCCCAGCAAGGUCCGCACCCCCAGCAAGGUCCGCACCCCCAGCAAGGUCCGCACCCCCAGCAAGGGCCACAGCAUCCCCAGCAAGGGCCCCAGCAACACCCUCAAGCACCACAGCAGCAGCAACCGCAGCCUCAGCAUCCACCAGGACAGGGGCAGGGGCCGGGCCCGAGCCCGGGGCAGCAAGGUCCUCCCCAGGCCAGCCAGUCCCCUUACUCUGCCCAGCAACAGCAGCAGUCGUCUCAGCAGCAGCCCCCCCAGAGCCAGCCCCAGGCCCCGCCGCAGUCGCAGGCGAGCUCUCAGGCUCCUCCGGCCUCGCAGGCCCAGCCCAGCUACCCUCCGCAGCAGCAGCAGCAACAGCAGCAGCAGGGCACCGUGCCUCCCUCUUCUCAGGGGCCGCCCACCCAGACCUCCACGGCCUCCUCUGCCCAGCAGCAGGCCCCGGGGCACGGGCCGUCUGGACCGUCCGGACCUUACUCGCAGAACGCUCAGCAGCAGCAACAGCAACAAACACCGCAGCAGCAGCAGUCGCCUUAUCAGCGAUUUCCUCCUCCUCCACCUCAGCAGGAGCUGUCCCAGGAGUCCUUCAGCUCCCAGUCCUCCAGUGCUCCGGCGUCCAACCCGCCGCUGGCCUCCAGCAGCAAGAGUGCCACUGGCUCGGAGGACGCUGCUGGCAUGCAGGGGCGGCCCUCCAGCCUCCCUGACCUGUCGGGCUCCAUCGAUGACCUGCCCACGGGCGCGGAGAGCGCGCUCAGCCCGGGCGUGAGUACGCCGGGCGUGUCGAGCAGCCAGGGUGAGCAGAGCAACCCGGCGCAGUCGCCCUUCUCGCCACACACCUCGCCCCACCUGCCAAGCAUCCGCGGGCCCUCGCCCUCCCCCGUGGGUUCGCCCGCCAGCGCCAAUGCCUCCCGCUCCGGACCCCUCUCGCCCGCCACCAUGCCAGGGAACCAGAUGCCCCCACGGCCACCUAGCGUGCAGUCGGACGGGAUACUUCAUCCCUCCAUGAACCAGUCUGCUAUGGCCCAGGAGAGAGGCUUCAUGCAGCGGAACCCCCAGAUGCCCUACGGGUCUCCCCAGUCAGGCUCUGCCUUAUCGCCGCGCCAGUCGCCCGCAGGCCAGAUGCACCCUGGGAUGGGGCCCUACCAGCAGAACAGCUCCAUGGGCAACUACGGACCCCAGGCAGGCCAGUACGGACCUCAAGGUUACCCACGGCAACCUGGCUACGGUGGCAUGCCCAACGCCAACUACCCUGGCCCGGGCAUGGGCGGCUCGAUGAACCCCAUGCCCGGCCAGGGCGGCGGCCCCCCCUACGGCAGGAUGCCCCCGGGGCAGAUGGGCGUCCGGCCCCCUUACGGGCCCAACAUGGGCCCCAACAUGGGCAACAUGCCCACCCAGGUGGCCUCGGGCAUGUGCCCGCCCCCCGGCCUCAACAGGAAGGGGCCGGAGGCGGCAGCAGCGGCCGCCGCGGCCAUGCAGCACGGAGCCACCAACUCCAUACACAACAGGCUGCCAGGUUACCCCAACAUGUCGCCAGGCAUGAUGGGUAGUGGCCCUCCCUACGGCCCCUCCAUGAACAACAUGCCGGGCAUGAUGAACACCCAGGGCCCCCCCUAUGCCAUGGGCGGCAACAUGGCCACCAACAUGGCCAACAACAGCAGUGGUAUGGUUCCCAGCCCAGAGUUUGGCAUGGAUGGCAAGAUGAACCAGGCCCAGAAGAUGAACAACAAGGUGGACCCCACCCCCAAACAGGACACCCCCAAAUCCAAGAAGUCCAACUCCUCGACGACCACCAACGAGAAGAUCACGUGCCUGUACGAGAUGGGGCCGGAGCCGGAGCGCAAGAUGUGGGUGGACCGCUACCUGGGCUUCAUCGAGGAGAAGGCCAUGGGCAUGAACAACCUGCCCGCCGUCGGACGCCGGCCCCUCGACCUCUUCCGCCUUUAUGUGUCUGUUAAGGAGAUCGGAGGCCUCACGCAGGUGAAUAAGAACAAGAAGUGGCGUGAGCUGGCCACCAACCUGAACGUGGGCACGUCCAGCAGCGCAGCCAGCUCGCUGAAGAAGCAGUACAUCCAGUGCCUGUACGCCUUCGAGUGCAAGAUCGAGCGCGGGGAGGACCCGCCGCCGGAGUUCUUCAACACAGACAGCAAGAAGAACCAGGCCAAGGUCCAGCCGCCUUCACCCGCCGGUUCGGGCUCUCUGCAAGGCCCCCAGACGCCCCAGUCCACCACCAGCUCCAUGGCCGAGUCCGGAGACCUGAAGCCCCCCACCCCGGCCUCCACGCCCCACCCCCAGAUGCCGCCCAUGCAGGGGGGCAGGAGCAGUGUGAACCUGCAGGAUCCAUUUUCUGAUGACCCUGGCUUCGCCCGGAGGACCCCCACCUCCACCUACCAGCCCGGCAUGCCCAACCCCGACAUGCCCUCUCGCAUGGGGCCCUACGAGCCCAACAAGGACCCCUUUGGGGGCAUGCGCAAAGUGGGAGAGCAGUUUAUGCCUUCUGGACAAGGGCCCAACAGUGGUAUUGGAGAGCCCUUCAACCGUGGCCCCCCAGGGCCGAUGGGAAGCAUGCCCCCCAUGGGUCAGAGGCAGCAGUACCCCUACGGCCCCGGAUACGACCGCAGGCCUGAAGGUGGUAUGGGCCCAGAGGGCAGUAUGGGUCCAGGGGUGCCUCAGCCAAACAUGAUGCCUUCAAACACUGACACGGGGAUGUACUCGCCAAACCGCUACCCUCCCCAGCAACAGCGGCACGAUUCCUAUGGUAAUCAGUAUCCUGGUCCAGGGGCGCCACCUGGUGGUCCGUACCCCAACCAGCAGUCAGGAAUGUACCCCCAGCAACAACCGAACUACAAGCGGCCUGGUGAUGGUGCCUACCCGCCAUCGAAGCGUCACGAGGGGGAGAUGUACAGCGGGCCCUUCACUUCCCAGCAACAGCAGCAACAGGCACAGCAGCAGCAGCAACGUGAACAGCAGCAACAACGUGAACAGCAACAACAACGGGAACAACAACAGCAGCAGCAAGUGCAGCAGCAGCAGCAGCAAGCGCAACAACAACAACAACAACAAGCGCAACAGAGAGAGCAGCAGCAGCAGCGGGAACAGCAGCAACAACAAGUGCAACGGCAGCAGCAACAACAACAACAACAACAACAGCAGCAAAGAGAGCAACAGCAGCAGAGGGAGCAGCAGCAGCAGCAAGAGCGUGACCGGGAGCAGCGGGAGAGGGAGCGCGAGCGGGAGCAGUCGUCCACUCCGCUCUCCGCUGCCUCGACCGGCUCCGCCUCCAGCUCCACCUCUGAGCCCAGAGCCUCAGGCCCCGGAUCCGGUCCAGGACACGCCCCCAGUCCAGGUCCAGGCCCGGGUUCUGGAUCUGGAUCUGGACCUGGAUCAUCUGGCUCUGGCUCUGGCUCUGGCCCAGGCUCUGGUCCCAGCUCUGGCCCUAACCAGCAGCCGGAGAUGUUAAGCCAUGGUCCAGGUCACGGGCCGGGGCAUGGGCCCGGUCACGGUCCAAGUCACGGGCCGGGUCACGGUCCAAGUCACGGUCCAAGUCAUGGUCCUGGUCACGGCCACGGUCACGGACAUGGCCAUGGUCACGGGCCGUUCGGCGGUGGCUACAGCGGGUCCGAGCGGAGGCCCCAAGGCGGCCAGUUCCCAUACCCCUUCGGCCGGGAGCGCAUGCAGGGCGGCUCGGGCCCAGGCUCCCAGGGCUCCAUGUCCUCCCAGAUGAUGGGCAGCUCCAUGCAGUCGGGCCCCGACGGCCCCCAGUCAGGCAUGUGGCAGGGCCGAGGUGGUGGUAGUGGUGGUGGUGGUGGAGGCCGGGAUGGGGGUGGUGGAGGCGGAGGCGGAGGAGGAGGUGGAGGCGGAGGAGGAGAGAUGGGCUUCUCCAACUUCCCCAACCGCCAGGGCCCCAACCAGCAAGGCGGGCCUGGCUUCCACCACGGCAUGAACCGCUCGGAGGAGAUGAUGUCGUCGGGCGAGCGGAUGAACCACGAUGGCCAGUGGCAGGGUCAGAUGGGGCCGCGGCAGCCCCCCUACGGCGGGGGAGGCUCGGGACCCAUGGGCCGCUCCAUGCAGUCCAACUACCAGUCGCCGCAGUCCAUGCAGAACCACAUUCCACAGGUGUCCAGCCCCUCGCCCAUGCCCCGGUCCAUGGAGAGCCGGACGUCGCCCAGCAAGUCCCCCUACAUGCAGGGCGGCAUCAAGAUGCACAAGGCCGGGGCGCCGGUGCCCGCUUCGCACAUAGUGCCCUCGGCCAUGCAGUCGCCGCUCAUGCGCAGGGACAUGCCCUUCCCGCCGGGCUCCGUGGAAGCCAGCCAGCCAGUGCUCAAAUCCCGCCGACGCCUCACCAUGAAGGACAUCGGCACACCAGAGGCGUGGAGGAUAAUGAUGUCUCUCAAGUCGGGGCUGCUGGCUGAGAGCACCUGGGCCUUAGACACCAUCAACAUCCUGCUCUAUGACGACAACAGCAUCUCCACUUUCAACCUCUGCCAGCUUCCUGGCUUCCUGGAACUGAUCGUGGAGUACUUCCGGCGCUGCCUGAUCGAGAUCUUCGGCAUCCUGCGCGAGUACGAGGUGGGCGACCCGGGCCAGCGCACGCUGCUGGACCCCAACGCCCUGGUCAAGCUGGAGGCCAAUGGCUGCCUGGACGACCUGGUGGAGGCCAUGGAGGAGGGCGGGGACGAGGAGGACGAUGAGGACGAGGACGUCACCGAACCGCAGCGUGCCACCUCCUCAGCAGACAACGCCACCACUACCACGGUCAAGCAGGAGGAGGACCGCGAGAGGGCCAUCGACGGCGAGGACACGGCUGGCAAGACCGGCGAGGAGAAAGCCAAGGAGGCCACGUCGUCGUCCUCAAAGGAAGCUAGCAGCGGCAGCGCCACAGGGGCUACGGCGUCCUCUUCGGCGUCUGACCCGGCUGCGCAGGAGUCGCCACGGCAGGCCAGCAAGUUUGACAAGCUGCCCCUGAAGGUGGUGCGCAAGAAGGACCCGUACGUGCUGGACUGCUCGUCGCGCCUGGGCCGGGUCACCGAGUUCGACAGCGGCCUAGUGCACUGGAGCGUGGGCGGCGGCGACACCACUGAGCACAUCCAGACCCACUUUGAGAGGCGGCGCGACCCCCCGACGCUGGCCCCUGCCACCACCAAAACCACCACCAGCCCUGCAGCGACCACCACCACCACCACCUCCACGUCCUCCAGCACCCAGGGUCAGCCCCUAUCUUCCAGCAGCAGCACUAACAACAUCAGCAGUAGCAGGAGGAGAGCAGCAGGCAAAGACAAGGACUUGUCAGCCACCGCCAGAGAAGACAAGAGCACUGAGGAGGAGGGAAAGCCUUCAUCAUCAUCAUCCUCCUCCUCAUCCUCAUCCUCAUCGACAUCGUCAUCAUCGAAGGCAGCCAGCAGCACUUCAGAGGCCCGCAAGGAACGCGGCUCUUCCUCGGACGCCACGAACGACAUGCCGGCGGCGUCCACGUCCACGUUACAGAAGGACGGCGGCAGCGGAUCGGCGGAGAGGGCAGCCAGUCCGUGUCUUGGCGUGCUGACGGACCCCAUCAUCCCGCGGCGCGUCACCACGGUGCUGGAGGACGAGCCGCACAGCAAGGACGAGGCGCCGCUCAGCACGCUGGCCGACUGGCAGGACUCGCUGGCGCGGCGCUGCGUCUGCGUCUCCAACAUCGUGCGCAGCCUGUCGUUCGUGCCGGGCAACGACGCGGAGAUGUCCAAGCACCCGGGCCUGCUGCUGCUGCUGGGGCGACUGGUGCUGCUGCACCACUGGCACCCCGAGCGCAAGCAGGCGCCGCUCACCUACGAGAAAGAGGAGGAGGCCGACGAGAGCACGGGCACCGACGCCGACGAGUGGUGGUGGGACUGCCUGGAGCUGCUGCGCGAGAACUGCCUGGUGACGCUGGCCAACAUCUCGGGCCAGCUGGACCUGUCGCUCUACACGGAGAGCAUCUGCCUGCCGCUGCUGGACGGCCUGCUGCACUGGGCCGUGUGCCCGUCGGCCGAGGCCCAGGACCCCUUCCCCACGCUGGGCGCCAACGCCGCGCUCUCCCCGCAGCGCCUGGUGCUGGAGACGCUCAGCAAGCUGAGCAUCCAGGACAACAACGUGGACCUGGUGCUGGCCACGCCGCCCUACCACCGGCUGGAGCGUCUCUACGGCAACCUGGUGCGGCUGGUGGGCGAGCGCAAGGUGCCCGUGUGCCGGGAGAUGGCGGUGGUGCUGCUGGCCAACCUGGCGCAGGGGGACAGCAUGGCGGCGCGCGCCAUCGCCGUGCAGAAGGGCAGCGUGGGCAACCUGCUGGGCUUCCUGGAGGACAGCCUGGCCGCCACGCAGUUCCAGCAGAGCCAGAGCUCGCUCAUGCACAUGCAGUCGCCGUUCGAGCCCACCAGCGUGGACAUGAUGCGGCGGGCGGCCCGCGCGCUGCACGCCAUGGCCCGGGUGGAGGAGAACCACUCGGAGUUCACGCUGCACGAGUCGCGGCUGCUGGACCUGUCCGUCUCGCCGCUCAUGAACUCGGUGGUGUCGCAUGUCAUCUGUGACGUACUCUUUCUGAUUGGCCAGUCAUGACAGCCGGGGGGAGCCGUGGCUCCACCUUAAUAAACCUCUUCCUGGUUUGUCACCUCCCCCCCUCCCCUCCCCCCCCUCGUUCCUCUUCCUCCUCCACCGUGCCCCAAUGCUCUUCCCUCCUCCUGAACAUGCCCCGCCCCCCUGUGCAUAACCCCAGCCCUCCUUUCUCCUCCCAUGAUGCACUGGUGCUGUGUAAAGAAAAGGGGAGCGAGUGGGGAAGGAAAGAUACUUCUUUGUUUUUUUGUUUGUUUGUUUGUUUUUUCUUUGGUCCCGCCCCUCCUUCCUCCCUUCCUUUUUAUUCACCCCACCCUCCAUUGCCUCCCCUUUUUUUAAUUUAUGCAAAUCUUCAGUUCCUCAGUCCCCCCCCUCGCUCUCCUCUCAUCCUCCUGUUCCGACCGUUCGAUUCCACGUCUCCUUCGCUGUGCCUCAGUGGAAGAGAUGAUGUCAUAAAGAGUUGCUGUGGAUACUGACCUGCUGUGUGGUAAACUGGCACACGCUGAACUCUGAAUCCCCCCACCCUCCACCCCUGACUAAGAUGACACGGACCCCUGGUGUAUAAACCUUUGCUGCCCACAAAACAGGGGGAGGUUUGCGGAAGAUGAGGGGAAUUCUGGGUAGGGGAAUACUCUUAUUGUUAUUUUUUAAUAAAAAAAGUUAAAAUAAAUAAACUAAAUAAAUAGUUGACAGAACACAAAACCACAAAAACACACACCUGAAAAAAAAAACCACCACACACAAAAAAGGACAAACUUAAAAAGAACUGUAACCAAAGUUGCUGUCACGUUUACAGUGAGUUUGGGAAAAGGAGGAGAGCAGGGGUGGCUGUUUCUGUGUGUGUGUGUGUCUCACCCUGGCCCAGUCUCUCUCUUUGGGGGAAGAGGGGCGGCAGGCCGGGGAGGGCCAUCCAUGGAGCGGUCCAGGCUCCGGUCCGUCAUCGGAGUCCAAGCAGACUUGAGAGAUGCAGCAUGUGGGAGGGUUGUGUGUGGCCUCUCUGGAAAAUGGUGGGCGUUGUCACUGGGGGGGCAGCGCCAACACCACCACCAGGUCCCUUUCUCAUUGGACAAGAGCAGACGUCAUAGAGAGGGGAGGUCCGGGCAGUAGAUUGUAGUCAUAUUUUUUUUGUUUGUUUUUUGUACAGUGCUUAUUACAACUGUACCCUUUCUGUAACACUGUUUCACAUUGAGAUGAUAUGAUGAUGAUGAUGAUGAUGAUGAUGUUCAUGAUUAUGAUGACGCUGAUAAUUAUGAUUACUCAACGAUAGUUUUUAAAAGUGGGGGGUAAAAGAGGAAAAAAAAACACACACAUACACAAGAAGUUUUUAACGGUGAAGAGAAGAAGCUCCAGAAAAGCUUUCUCCCCAAAGGAUCGAGACCCUACAACACCCUUACCUCCUCUCUUAAAAAAAGCAAACCCUUGAUUGUAUGAAUUGACCCUUAUGGAAAAGAAAUCACAUUUUAGGACUGAUUUUCAACUUAAGAAACAGCGUGGGCUGUUGUGUAAAUAAGAUGUUGUACAUUACACUUUCUCUCUCUCUCUCUCUCUCUCUCUCUCUCUCUCUCUCUCUCUCUCUCUCUCUCUCUCUCUCUCUCUCUCUCGCUCUCUCUCUCGCUCUCUCUGUUCCCUAUCCCACUCCCCCUACUUCUCUCUUGCUCUCUCGUUCUCUCCUCUAAUUCCUCUUGCCCUCUUUUCCUCUCUCUCUGUCUCUCCCUGUCCCUCUCACUCUUUGUCACAUUCUUAUGCUACUUCUCACUGUUUUUAUCUAUGAAGAAUGGACAUCCACACUUGAGUUGGGUUCAUUGCAUCAGAAACUCUCUAGGUAUAUCAGAUCCCCUCCUCCCCCUCCCCUCCCCCUUCGGCUUCUCUCCACCGCUCCUUCUUAGAACAGCCGACACAGCUGAAAUAUUUUAAUUUCAUCUUGUGGUACAACAAAAUAAACUCUAGAUGAAGAAACACAGAAAUUUGAGAUUUUUUUCUCUCUCUCUCUCUUGCUCUCUCUCUCUCUCUAUCUCCAGUGAUAUGGAUUCUGCAUAUUUGUAUUUCAGACUAUGUAGCUAAAAACUUAAUGUAAAUUCCUUUCCCCCCCUUUUUGGCUCAAUGAAUAUCAUUUAUUCAGUAUGAAAUCUUUAUACUAUAUGUUCCAUGUGGUAAGAAUAAAUGUACAUUAAAUCUUCGUAAGAUGUU